This is a messenger RNA of Xenia sp. Carnegie-2017, 931 nucleotides long. Its product is annotated as UDP-GalNAc:beta-1,3-N-acetylgalactosaminyltransferase 2-like. The record is from RefSeq and is a predicted model, not a curated record. The transcript is spliced from 8 exons. Bases 94 to 747 code for a protein of 217 amino acids. NCBI's taxonomy places the organism in Eukaryota, Metazoa, Cnidaria, Anthozoa, Malacalcyonacea, Xeniidae.
UAUAGUUCGUUAUUGAGGAUAAUGUAUAGAUUAUUUUACAUAGGGAAAGAUAUUUAUACGCUAUAGUUAAUUGUAACUGUUUAAUUUCAACUUAUGUUUACAUUAAAUGACAUCCUUAAGCCAACUUUACUAAGAUUGAUCGCUAUUUUCGUGUUAUACAUCUAUAAUCAUCUUGUUGUUAAAGAUUUGAAGCUUUGCUGCGAUAAUACAGCAGAGAAUUAUUCUCAUUAUGAUUUGGUCGUUGGAAUACUUUCAUCGCGCGGCAACUUUGAUUUGAGGCAAAGUUUACGUGAAUCAUGGGUUGGCUAUGCAAGACGACAUUCAUCUCUAAAUAAAAGAGUGUUGGUGAAGUUCAUCGUUUCAAAUAAUGCAUGUUACGUUCCUCCAGAGUUCAGCAUUGAUCCUUACAAAUGCGAAAGAAAGAAAUUCGAAUCUCCAAACUACGAAAAUGAAGUAAUUGCUUACAAACGAGCAAAUGAAGAAAAUUUGAGAUAUUUUCACAGUGGAUCUAUCGGAUGGGACUUUGAUAUCAUCCGUCCCAUUAUUUUGACUCGUCUUGGCAUCUCUUUAUCAUCGUUGAAUUCAAAAAGAAACUCUUCUGUUCGACUCUACGACAGAACAACUAAGAGCGAAAUUAUAUCUGUUUAUUUCUCUUUCCAAGACCCUGGUACAACAGAAAACGGUUCGUCGUUUAAAGCAAUUGAAAACUUUAUUUUGCCAAAGCAAUCCAGUAUCAGACUCUCUUAAAUUAUUUGCUGAAAAUGAAAUGAUGCUUACCGUAUCAUGGCAAUGAUAGCGAGACGAAACUUGGCGUAAGUUAUUUCCUUUGGGAAAUUCAAACUACUCGAAGACACUUGCCUUUGUACAUAUGCAACAUAAUAUUUGUACAUAGGUAAACUGAACAAGAAUAAAAAAGAAAAAACAUUCAAAA